AUGUUACGAUUUAAACAAAAUCUAUGCUUACUAUGGUUUCUAUGGUGUUUACUUUAUUGUAAUGCAAAAAAACCUUUAAAAUCUUCGAUGAAAAAUGGAUAUUUUCAUGAAUUAUAUGAUGAUAACUAUGCUGAAUCGUUUAAUUCAAUGAAUAAUUUAUUUGUCAAUAAUGUGUAUACAAAUUUAAAAUUACCUGAAAUCAAAACAUCUUGUACAAAUGAUAUUCUUAAUAUUAUAUUGGGUAUAUAUCAAAAGCAAAGUUGGGCGUUACAAUGGUUAGAUGCUACAACACAUCCUCCACCAGGAAUUGUAGGUGGUGCUAUGCAUUGGGUGGGAAGUUAUGAUGUAUGUCUUAAAUGUUCAGGAUAUCAUUCAGUUGGAGAAAAAGAAGAACCGAAAUUUCAUGGAUCGUAUUGUACUAUGGUAUUUGAUAUGAACACUUCUAUAGCAAUAAUUCCGGAAUUAAGAAUGUCAGUUGGAUUAUGUAUGCCUAAUACUUGUACUAGUGAAGAGGUUAGAAGUAUUAUUAAUACAACUGCGUAUUAUCUCUUACUUAGGUUGAAUCAAAAAGAAAGUUUUUGUCAUCGAUUUGUUGGUGAUGUUCAAAAAGACACAUGGUAUUACAUAGCUGUAUCAAUAUGCUCAGCAUUAACUAUUCUUGUGGUAAUCGCCACAAGUAUAGAUAUGUUUUUAUACAUUCAAUGGUAUCAUGUACAAAAUUUAAACAAGUAUAUUACUGGAACAAAUCAUAUCUCUGAAAGAAGCUCAAUUGAAAAUGUGAAUCAUAUUGAAGAACAAACACAUCCUUUAAUAGAAUCAGAUGGUAUUGUCAACAAUGAUCAAGAACAGGAAAGUGUGAGGAAAAUUGAUGAUAAACACUUGACAGCGUUCAAUGAAUACAGAAAAAGUGUUUUGGAAAAGCGUAUUCUUACAAAAAUCCUAUGUGCUUAUUCAUUGCCAAUUAAUACAAUGAAAUUAUGUGCACAAAGAAUGGAAGAUGAUAAAUCCAGCAGAACAUAUAAUAUCUCAUUAACAUUUCUUGAUGGUAUUCGAUGUAUGUCAAUGAUUUGGAUUAUUGGUGGACAUAUACUACUCCAUGGUUAUAAGUUGACAAAUAAUUUAAUAAUAUUAGCUGGUGAAUUUCGACGUAUUUGGCUAUUCGGAAUGUAUUUCAAUGGACAUUUAGCUCCCGAUAUCUUCUUUUUUAUGUCGGGUUUAUUAAUGUGUUAUCUAUGUAUGGGACGAUUAACAAAUUUAAUUGGUGUGAAAAACCAUAUGAAAUUUUGGUCAAUGUUAAUCGUACAUCGUUUUAUCAGACUUACUCCAGCUUACCUUGUUACAGUAAUCUUCUUUACGGGUUUAUUAAAUCAUAUAUAUGAUGGACCAUUUUUUCCACAAGAUAUACAUUCACCAGUAAUAGAGAAUUGUCGAAAAUAUUGGUAUUUCUUGUAUUUAACCAAUGUAAUCGAUUUUCGGAAUAGUUGUUUACAAUGGUCAUGGUACAUUGCAAAUGAUAUACAGUACACUGUAAUUUUAGCGCCAAUUUUUAUAACUUUACUUGUGUGGAAACGAAUAACUGGAAUUCUAUUCGCCUUUUCAUUUAUUCUAUUAUCUUCAUUAAUCACAUAUUUUACUGCCUAUAUUCAUUCAUUUGAAAUUAUGGAUAUAGCUAAAGAUGAAAUCUAUUUGAGACCAUAUACACGUUGUGGAGCAUAUAUGAUUGGAAUGUUAACUGGUUGGUUAUUAUAUGAGUAUCCUAGACUUGAAAUGAGAAAUACACGGAGAAAUCAAUUUUUCAUUGUAUCAAUUGGAUACCUAGUCGCUGCAUUUCUUUUCGUUUUACCAAUAUUUAUUUCUUAUGGUGUAUUGAGUGGAUUAUUGACUGAAAUGAGUCGUAGAACAGCAGCCGCUUAUUUAGCAUUCCAUCGUGUGUCGUUUACUUUAGGCAUUGGCAUUUCGGUUUACUUAUGUGCAAUAGGAUGGGGAAAGCCUAUUUACAAUACAUUUGCAUGGUCUGGAUUUCGUGUACCAGCUCGUCUCACUUAUAGUGCUUACUUAAUACACCCUAUUAUUGUUACGAUAUUCAUAAAUGGCGCACAAACUCCAUUUAUCAUAGAUCAACUGGAGGUUGUUCGUUUAACAGCCUCAACAACUGUGUUCAGCUAUAUCGUAGCGUAUAUCCUAUCGAUGACAACUGAAUAUCCCAUAAGUACAAUAGAAAAAUAUCUCUUUCGUUAA
Schistosoma rodhaini is the source of this 2238-nucleotide messenger RNA. NCBI's taxonomy places the organism in Eukaryota, Metazoa, Platyhelminthes, Trematoda, Strigeidida, Schistosomatidae. The record is from the annotation of a GenBank genome assembly.